AUGGCGCGUCUGCGCUUGGCGCGCUUGCGCCCUCGCUUGCCGGCACUGCGCAGGCCGCUGGCAGCCACGCUUGCUGUGCUGUCGCUCGUCCUGGUCCUGGCGGCUGGGAGCAGCUUCGUCUCUUCACCGCGAGGCCUGCUCCGCUCUAGUUUGCCCCGGAGCCGCCGCGUGGCUCGCGGCGCGCUGGAUGUCGAAGGCCUGGCAUCUUUCGCCUCCUUUUCGGUGCUUGCCGGGUCACCCAUUCCGCUUGGCCUCGGGGCCCUCUUCCGCCGUGCCGAGGAUGUAGCAGCGACGGCUGCGCCGGAGGAGGAGGCGACAUGGCCAGAGUUCGCGCUGCCGAGCUUCGGAUCAGAGCCAACGCCAAAGGUUGAGGAGGAAGCCGAUGGGAAGCGGCCUUGGGCCCAGGCCCUGCGGCCAGGUCCCCGACUGCAGCCACGGCGCAUGGCUCGCGUGAUCGGCAUGGCGCUGGCCCCCCUGGCCCUGAUCUGGGCCUUGCUGCGGGCGGCACUGACCUUCCAUGCAGUGGAGACGGCGCAGGGGUCUCGCCCGCUCAGCUCUCCUGCGAAGGGGCACAGGGCCCUGCUCACCGCCGCGCGAGCUCCGCCCUCGAAGAUGAGCGCCACGAGCCUGGCGCUGGUGCCCAUCGUGGCGGCGGCAGCGAUGCAAGCGCGAGGAGGAAGCGCGCUGGCGCAGAAAGCGGAGCGUGCGAGCGGCGUGCCGCCGGCGCUGAUGGGCCUGGCGGCCUGGCUGCUUCUGAUGUUUGCAAUCCAGCACAGCUGGGUUGUGGUCCCAUUCUUGUCAGAGGCGCAGUACCAGUACUUUCCGAUAGUGGCCACUUUUGUGGCAGGCUAUGCAGUCAUCGUCCUGGAGGAGCAGACUGAGAUCAACAAGGCAGCCACGGCCUUGAUACUCGGAGUUCUGGUCUGGGCCUUGGUCGGCACUGGCAUCGACAUGACAGCUUCCGAGUUUGACACGGCGAUCGCAGAAACCUUGCAGAAUGUCGCUGAAGUCGUCUUUUUCCUGCUUGGGGCUCUCACCAUUGUGGAGAUCAUGGAUGCCCACAAAGGGUUUGACAUAAUAACCUCAGCCAUCAAGGCCACCAACCAGAGAGAUUUGCUGAUAACCAUCGGCGUCCUCACCUUCCUGCUUUCCUCAGUGCUAAACAACCUCACCGUGGUUAUCGUGAUGGUGUCUUUGCUCCAAAGGCUCGUCCAGGACGAUGACUUCCGGAUGAAACUUGGAGGUCUGGUGGUGGUGGCCUCCAACGCUGGUGGGGCCUGGACUCCCAUUGGGGACAUCACUACCACCAUGCUGUACAUAGGCGGACAGGUCACCACCGUGCCCCUGUUAACGAACCUCUUUGUCCCGAGCUCGUUAUGCUUGCUGGGCGCCAUGGGCUACGAGCUCCUAUUCGUGAUCGAGGGCCGGAAACCUUUCCAGCGGCGCAAAGAGAAGAGUAUCAGCACAGAGGCGCCCGCCGGUCAACAGCUGGUCUUCUGGGGCGGUUUGCUGGGAAUGGUGGGGGUGCCGGUCUUCACGGCCUUCACGAAAUGCCCUGCCUGGACCGGGAUGAUGCUGGUCUUGGGUUUGCUGGGUCUCAUCACCAGCCUGCUCCACGAGCCGGGGGACGACCGUUACUCCCUGAAGGGCGCUCUGAAGCGCGUGGAGGUCCCGGAUGCGCUCUUCUUCCUGGGUGUGCUCUUUGCGGUGGGCGCCCUGGAGAGGGUGGGGUUGCUGAAGGACUUCGCGGAGCAGCUCAGCCAGCUGCUUCCCGACGACUCCUUGGUGGCCAUCUUCCUGGGCUUCGCGUCCGCUAUCGUGGACAAUGUCCCUCUGGUCGCGGCGACCCAGGGAAUGUACGACCUCUCCGCGCACCCCGCCAACGACGGUCUCUGGAACCUCAUCACUUACUGCGCCGCCACUGGCGGCUCCCUGUUGGUGAUAGGCUCGGCGGCCGGAGUGGCCUUCAUGGGCAUGGAGAAGGAGGUAUCCUUCGGCUGGUACGUCCGCAGCGUGGCACCUGCUGCUCUUGUGGGCUACCUCCUCGGGGUCGGAGGCGUCCUGGGCCAACAGGAUUUGGUGGUGCCUCUGAAGUUCCAGCAAAAAAAAGCAGAAAACACUUUGCUUCGUGAGCAAGCUGAUUUGCUUUGGCGUUCCAUGGUAUUCUACACGCCGGCCACAGGGAAUGUUUUGUUCUUUGCCUGUGGGGAGUGUGAUUCUCGCUUGGCCGAUCAAAGGCACAAUCGCGGCAGCCAGCUGGUCCCUCGUCUAGAGGACAGCGGACAGAUGCUGGCUAGGCCUCGUGACUUAAUGUGGGCCUUCCCCUCCUUUGCUGUCUUCCUGGACAAGUCUGGAGAGACCGCCCCAGCGGGCUUCCCCAUGUGGGCACGCUGGUUGUGCCUGGCCACGUUUUGGCCGGGUGUGAUUUGGUAUCUCUACUACAAGCUGCUGGUUGAAGAUGACCUGCGUUACUAUCGGGGUUUGGGCAUUGGCGGCUCGCUGGUGAUCGUCCCCUUCGCUUUGGGCCUCUUCGCAGGUGUGUUUGGCGAGCGCCUGGCCUGA
Messenger RNA from Symbiodinium necroappetens, 2562 nucleotides. NCBI's taxonomy places the organism in Eukaryota, Dinophyceae, Suessiales, Symbiodiniaceae. The record is from the annotation of a GenBank genome assembly.